This is a messenger RNA of Caenorhabditis elegans, 506 nucleotides long. RefSeq names its product LIM zinc-binding domain-containing protein (gene F33D11.1). NCBI's taxonomy places the organism in Eukaryota, Metazoa, Nematoda, Chromadorea, Rhabditida, Rhabditidae. The coding region runs from base 23 to 418 and encodes 131 amino acids. The record is from RefSeq and is marked reviewed. The transcript is spliced from 5 exons.
UUGAGUUUUUGAAAGCUUAAAAAUGAACGAAUGUGGGCAUUGUUCGGUGAAAGUUGGCGAGGAGUCGGCUAUUCUGACUAAUGGAAAAGUCUGGCACGUAAACCAUCUGCUGUGCGACUUGUGCAACUGCCGUAUCAAUGACGGGGAGAGAUGUGUUCCACAGAAUGGAGUGAUCCUGUGCUCCGAGUGCCAUAUUAAGACGACUCGUCCCAUUUGUAAAGGUUGUGGCGAGUUCAUCAAGACCAACUUGUGUGAGGCGUUGAAUUCUACGUGGCAUCCCACUUGCUUCCAAUGUUCUGUGUGCCAGAAGCCAUUAGAAGUAGAUUUUCAUCAACUUCCGAAUCGAAUGUGUGUUCAUUCCGAUUGUUUCUGGGAUCUUCAACUUCGGAUGAUUGUUUGCAAAGAUCUGCCCAAGUGAAUCCAGACUGUUCACGGAGUCCAAGAAAAAUAUCAGUUGUAGAAAUUUAUGUUUUAGUUUUGUAUUGAAAUAAAUGAAUUUUCACUUU